This is a messenger RNA of Paramecium sonneborni, 1805 nucleotides long. Lineage: Eukaryota; Ciliophora; Oligohymenophorea; Peniculida; Parameciidae. The record is from the annotation of a GenBank genome assembly.
AUGCUCAAACCUGAUUUGGAAUUAUUGUAUAUAAAAGGCAAUUAAAAAUUUCAAGAUGUUGCCUUUUAACAACCUAUUAGAUAAUGUUAACCAAAAUUGAAUACAAUUAAACUAAAAGGAUUUUAAUAGUUUGUCGAACUAAUUAAUAAAUAAUAGGAAUAGCAACAAUAAUUAAAAACUUGCUCUUAAUGUACUCCUUAAUUGCUACCAACAGUUAUAUCAUAUCCUCCAAGAAUAGAAGUAUCAACCAGAAAAGCAAGUGAAAUGAAACUAUUCGUAAAAAAAAGUUUUACUGAUACUCCUAUUGAAUCUCAUUCUUAAGAAAGGAGCAAAAAAGAAAUUAGGUUGAUUCCUUAAAAAUAAUUUUCGAUAAAAAGAGCAAUAACUUCUAAAAAUGAAGAAAGCAAUAUAAUAUUUGAAUAAAAUGAAUUUCCAAUUCUUAUUGCUUUAUCAAAUAAUUUAAGUGUUUAACCUCCUGAAAGGGCUAUCUAUAAGGCUUUUGUAACAAAAGGAAAUAAUGGAAUCUUGAUUAGAUAGAGUUUAAAAUAAAGAUCAUGGUGGAUUUUGACUGAUUAACCUUGUGAAGAUAUGAAUUUUUAUUGGACAUAAUUAAGAAAAUAAACACAUUAUUAACAAUUAUAAAAAUAGUAAUUAGAAUCAGUAGCAUUUAGUAAAUUUUAGAAGAAACAAAUAAAUGAUAAGUUGAAAUAUAAAAUUGAAGACUCUGAAUAUUCAAUAUUUAAUUAGAGUGUAAAUUUAAAAGUUCAUAAUCAUUUAGAAUAUAAUUUUUAAGUGUGUAAUAAAAAAGCUCUCUUUUAUAACAUGAAAAAUUAUUAUAUUUCCCGUAAUGAAGAUCCAUUUCAAUAUAUUCCUCUUACAUAUCAUAUUUAAGCAGGUCCAAGUGAUCCUGCUUAUUAAGAAUUUGAAUAGUAUGCUCUAACAUAGAAUAUAAAUUUAUGGAUAGUUAAACCAGGAGAAUCUUCUAAUAGAGGUAAUGGAAUCUAAGUUGCUAAUUCAAUUUAAAAAGUUAAAUCAAUUAUUUCUCAAUCCACUAAUCAUCAUAAUGGAAUGAAAAAAACAUUUAUUGUUUAAAAAUAUAUGGAAAAACCUCUUCUAUAUAAUAAAAGAAAAUUCGACAUUAGAUGCUACAUUUUGAUGACCAGUAUCAAUAAUAAAUUUAAAGCUUAUUGGUAUCAAGAAGGCUAUAUCAGAACCAGUUGCAAAGAAUUCUCUUUGGAUGAUGUAGAAGAUAAAUUUACUCAUUUAACUAAUGAUGCAGUUUAGAAAAAGAAUUAGAAUUAUGGAAAAUACGAAACUGGCAAUAAAGUAAGUUCAUAAUAUUUAUUUAGGUUUCUUUUAAUGAGUUUUAAAAAUAUUUAUAAGAUAAUCAUAAUUACAAUUUUUAAAUUAUAAUUGAUUAACUCAAAAAAUUAAGCACUGACAUAGUAAAAGCUACGUAUUAGCAUUUAGAUCCAAACAGACAUUUUUAUACAUUUGAAUUAUUUGGAUUAGAUUAUAUGAUAGAUUAAGAUAUGAAACCUUGGCUUAUAGAAGUUAAUACUAAUCCUUGUUUGGAAACAUGUUGUCCCCUUUUAGCUAGGCUAAUUUCUCAUCUUAUUGAAAAUACAAUUCGAAUUGCUAUUGAUCCUAUGUUUCCACCUCCUCUCAAUAAAAAGAAGCACAUUUUAGAUUAAAAAAGUUUAUUUGAAUUAAUAUUUUCUACUACUUUAGUUACUGAAACAAUUAUGUAACCCAUCAUUAAGGAAGAUGAUGAGGAACACGAUGACGUUGAAGAUGAUAAUUGA